GCGUUAUAUAAUCAUUAUUUGUCAGUAAGGGUUACUAUUGUACAUUGACACACAUUUCAGUUCAUUUGUAUAUACUACAUAAUGAUUUAUUAUUACUAAGUUGACUUAAGAUGGAUUUUCGCUGGAUUAUUAUUAUAAGUAGCUUCUGUGUCACGUGUUGCUAUGGUGAUUAUACGUGUCUCUGUAACUAUAAUGUUGAAUUACCUAUCUAUACUAGCCCUGAUUUGGGAGCUCAAGUAAUAGGCUACAUGUACGAGUUCGACUGCAAGAAUCUUUUAUCAGAAAGCAAUCCAGAGUGGCCUUCCAUAGAAUUUGAACAUCAAUUGGGGUUCGUUAAAACAAAUGGCCAAGUGAGAAUUCAAACCUGUCCUGGAAGUGUUCCAACUGCGGAUAAAAUAGCAUCUACAACGCAUACACCAACAACUGUGUUGACAUCAACAGUAAAAUCAAGUCCGACAACUUUACCACUCACAACAACUACAAGAUCUACUACAGCUGUACCUUCUACCACAACAUCAUCUUCAAAUGCCUCAACUUCAGCUUUAUCAAGUUCUUCAUCCACAAAUUUAUCUUCCUCUACAACCCUCAGUUUUACUACUACUACAUCUUUAUCUCGAUCAAGUUAUCCUUCCUCAACAUCCAACUUAAGUACUUUUUUACUUUCAAUCCCAACUUCUUCAUCUAAUACAAAUUUAUCUAUGACAUCAACAUUAUCGUCUGAAACAAAUUUACCCGCGUCCUCAACUCUACCAUCUAAAACAACUUUAUCAACAGCAUCAACUUUAACGUCUUCAACAAUGUUAUAUACGAACUCAUCUUUACCUUUAACGUCAAUUUUAUCUUUAACAUCGACUUUACCGUCUAAAACAACUUUAUCAUCCACAGCCUCGACUUCGUCGUCCAACACAAGGGCUUCAACUUUACCCUCUAAUACAACUUUAUCUUCGAUCUCAACUUUAACGUCAAAAACAGAAUUUACUUCACUUAAGCCAAUACUGUCCUCAUUUUUGACAGCAGGCGUCGUGUCAACGUCUCUAAAAAGUUCAAACCAUUCAACUGCUGUAAGCGCAAAUGAGCGUAGCACAUCACCAGGUUAUACUAAUUAUUCUCAAAUGUAUCAGUCAACAAAUAAAUCAUCAUUUAGUAGUACAGCUGGAGUAAACACGAUUACAAUUAAAACGACGCCACCUCCAAAUUCGGCUUCAACUCCCUCUGAAAUAAUAACUAGAAACAGCUCAUAUUUAAGUUCCAAAUUUCCAAUGGAAAAUUCUUCUUUGCUUUCUCAUUUGCCUACAAAUCACACGUCUACAAGACAAACAAUACCUUCCAACAAAUCGUCAACGACUUACACACCAAUUAUAUCAUUCUCAAGUUCUUUAAAUUCUUCCAUUUCUUCCCCAAAUGCAGUGAGCCAGUCCUCUACAAACGGCAACCUCUUAUCAACAAUUUUAUCUACUCCAGAGACAGAGAAAACACCCAUAGCACAAUCAUCUACAACACAAGAAUGGGCAAUGACAAGUACAAAACAAGCAUCUUCGAAUUUUACUGCAUUCAGUCCUAGCAUUUAUUCAUCGAAUUUUCAUAACGUUUCUACUGCAAAACCAAGCUUAACUCCUUCCAAUUAUACCAGUUCAUUGAAAACAACCUCUGUCUCCACGCCAAUAACUAUCAUUUUGUCUAGUUCUGGUUCUACGGAGAAACCCAUGGUUUCAGAUCGGGUAGAUCUGUGCCCCUACAAAAACCUGGCAAUGUCAAUGUACAACAGGACGACGUACACGUACCCUUUAUUCCGACAGUAUGGAAAUUAUUGCUAUGAACUUCGCCUCAAGUUAGGCAAUUGGUUCGACGCGCAACAGGACUGUGUUUCACGUGGCGGAGAACUUGCCGUUAUACAGAAUAAAGAAGUUCAAGCACGUGUUUUUGAUUUAACAUCAUCAACAAAGUAUCAUAUUGAUGUUUGGAUAGGACUUCACGAUCUACAUCAAGAGGGAACGUGGGAAUGGGUGAAUGGAGCGAAGAUAAGCAAGUCAAGUUUUAACGAAGGUAUAUUGAUUAAUCCGGCUUUCACAGACAGCCAAGAUUGCGUGCUUAUGGAUGCGAAAUCUGGGGUUUGGAAAAAUACAGCCUGUACAUCUAUUUUAUUUGACGUACAGUCUUAUCCGUGGGUGUGCCAGUACAAAAUGACGUAACUAUUUGAUAUCGCUAGAACAAGCGCCGUCGUACAAGAAGUGGCAAUAUGAAUGCACUGUGGCAGCUCUAGGGAACAAAACAAUUAAUAUAAAAAAAGAUUGCUUCGUUUUAAUGUAACUUGAAGUGAUAAUUUAUUAUUAAGGCUAUUAGCGAUUAAUUAGUGACAAAUAUAUCGAUGAUAUUAAACUAUUAAUCUGUUCAACCAAGCUGUACAUUAGUAAAAGUUUAAGUACAUGUACAACAGCAGAGUAAAUGAAAAAAAAAAGUUUUACGAAAAGAUCUUUUACUGUGCACUAAAAUCUCACAGACAUUAAAACGACAAAUUGAAGCAUGGCACAUCUCCAGACAGUAGGUGUGUAUUUUACCUGAAGUUGGAAAUAAACAUCAAAUAUAUGUUAAUAUAGUAAAAAUGUCCAAUCAUACCGGGGAAAUAUAUAACUUUGAUUUCUAAA
Ruditapes philippinarum (Manila clam) is the source of this 2642-nucleotide messenger RNA. RefSeq lists its product as uncharacterized. The record is from RefSeq and is a predicted model, not a curated record. The transcript is spliced from 7 exons. Bases 111 to 2189 code for a protein of 692 amino acids. NCBI's taxonomy places the organism in Eukaryota, Metazoa, Mollusca, Bivalvia, Venerida, Veneridae.